Nelumbo nucifera (sacred lotus) is the source of this 822-nucleotide messenger RNA. RefSeq lists its product as uncharacterized. The record is from RefSeq and is a predicted model, not a curated record. Lineage: Eukaryota; Viridiplantae; Streptophyta; Magnoliopsida; Proteales; Nelumbonaceae.
AUGGGAGAGAGAGAAAUUCUUGAAAUUUCGCCCAACCUACCUGUUGAGUUCAGCCUUCCAUAUGAUGGAUCUCUCAUCCCUUCAGGCAUAGCAAUGGCUGAGUACAUUCAAAAAAUUAAGGGUCUUGUAGACUCUUUGGUAGCUUCAAGUUAUCUAAUCUCAGAUGCUGACCUAAUUCAGUAUAUGUUAGGUGGUUUUGGAUUAGAGUAUGAUCUUUUUGUUAUAUCUAUCAUGACCAAACUUUGCAAUCUCUCUAUAGUUGAUGUUCAAAGCCUUCUCAUGAGUUUUGAAAAAUGCAUGGAACGCCAUAUUCAAUCUUCAUCAAUGACUGCAAACAUUGCAAGCAAGGGAACAAAGGAGCAACAUGGCCAUCACUCUAAUAAAUAUAACAACUACAACAAUAGAGUAACAACAAACCCGGAAAUUACAACAAUAGUAACCAAAGAAGCAAUCAAGGUGGCAAUUCUCAUCGUUCUCCUUCCAAUUAUCAGAAAGGCAACAGUGCAUUUAUUUGAUCUAUUUGGUGGUCAUUCCAAUGGUUCUGCUAUGAUUGCUUCCUCCUCUGCUAGCAGUCAUGAUCUCAAUUGGUACCCAAAUUUGAGUGCCACAAAUCACAUGACAUCAAAUCUUGAAAAUUUAUCUCUGCACCAAGAAUACCGUGGGAAUGAUCAGAUCUCUGUUGGUAAUGACCAAGGUUUCAAAAUUUCACAUAUUGGUCAUGCUAUUUUACUUACUUUACAUGGUUCUCUUACUUUUAGAAAUACUCUUCAUGUGCCUCAAAUUAGGAAGAAUUUGAUUUCUAUUUCUCAAUUUGUACUAUGA